Messenger RNA from Aspergillus alliaceus, 2365 nucleotides. RefSeq names its product ribose phosphate diphosphokinase subunit PRS5. Gene Ontology annotation, cellular component: ribose phosphate diphosphokinase complex; cytoplasm. Gene Ontology annotation, molecular function: magnesium ion binding; ribose phosphate diphosphokinase activity. Bases 575 to 1882 code for a protein of 435 amino acids. Gene Ontology annotation, biological process: 5-phosphoribose 1-diphosphate biosynthetic process; purine nucleotide biosynthetic process. NCBI's taxonomy places the organism in Eukaryota, Fungi, Ascomycota, Eurotiomycetes, Eurotiales, Aspergillaceae. The record is from RefSeq and is a predicted model, not a curated record. The transcript is spliced from 3 exons.
GGAAUUACGGGUUUACUUGUGGAUGACACUGGAAUCGGGAGCCGGAGAUAAUUCUUGCUUUUCCCCCCUCCCACACCUCGCGUCAUUUUACAUCCUACCUGGUCUUUGCGGGGCGAAUCAUCGUUUUCCAGUCGAUUUUGUCUAAUUUGUGUGCAACUAGCCUGAUGCGGCAGGCGGCAUGUAGCAGCCUGGGGCUAUUACGGCAGAAAUCUGAGGAUUGGAGCACGUUUGGUUCCACUGGCGGCAGAGGCAUUUUUUUUUCUAUCGCGGAACUCACACGACCCUCUACCUCAGUCCUUCACUCGAUGUCCUCUCCACUCCAUCAAUCGGAUACCGUUCUUGAAUCCCCGCCAUGAGGUAGCUGCUUGUCUAUCUUCGCCGCAAUUUCGUCCAUUUAUUGAUCAUAUAUUCUUUUAACUUCGUGCUAAUCUUACCGAUCAACCCGCACCCCUCCAGACCUCUCUCUCCAUCGAUUAUCCCUGGUUUCUCUCCACUCUCGGCACAGGCAUCUUCUCCAUUAUUUCUGUAUCCUCCUUCUUUUUGGAAACAUCAUCAGCCCGAAGAACCAAGCACCAUGGUCCGCAAUAUCGUUGUCAUUGGGGGCACUUCCCACCCGCAACUGACUCAGAACAUCUGCAGCACUCUGGGCAUACCGCCGGCAGACGUGCUACUUUCCAAGUUCUCUGUCGGCGAAACCAGAGUGGAAAUCAAAGAGUCCGUUCGCGGGAAAGAUGUUUACAUCAUCCAAUCCGGUGGCGGAAAAGUGAACGACCAUCUCCUGGAACUACUCAUUACCAUCUCUGCGUGUAAGACCGCCUCUGCCAAGAGGGUCACCGCUGUUCUCCCGCUUUUCCCGUACUCUCGCCAGAGUGAUAUUCCCUACAAUAAGACUGGCGCGCCUCUUGUAAAGUCCUCGAUUUCUGAGAAGUCUGGGCCCGCGAAUGGCUAUACUUUCGAGAGCACUCCGACAACUCCAUACCCCGGAAAACCUGAAAGUGGGAGUCUUUUGAAUGGUGUUGAUAAUCUACAGAAAAGCCUGGCAAAGGCUCAAAUAGAGGACAUCAACAAUGGCAGUCCAGUGAAGAAGCGUCCCACAAGUGGAUUCUCUCGCAGCAAUACUCUGGAAUCGCAACUAGAGAGCAGCAAGGCCGCUAUCCCGAACGGUGCUCUUAGUGAAGAUAGUGCGAACAAGAUCAACAACUUCCAACCGCGUCCGGGCUAUAAACAGUGGGUGGCUCAGGCAGGCACGCUGGUGGCGGAUUUGCUUGCCUGCGCUGGUGCCGACCACAUCAUCACGAUGGACCUGCACGAUCCUCAGUAUCAGGGGUUCUUCGACAUUCCCGUAGACAACCUGUAUGGCAGGCCGCUUCUCAAGAGUUACAUUCAGCGGAAUAUUCCCAAUUACAAGCGGGCCGUUAUCGUUAGCCCUGAUGCGGGUGGUGCUAAGCGUGCCACGGCAAUUGCGGAUUCCAUGGGCAUUGAAUUUGCCUUAAUUCACAAGGAACGCCGUCCCACACGCAUCACAGACCGUCAGAAUGCCACUAUGAUGUUGGUCGGUGAUGUGAAGGGCCGGACUGCUAUCCUGAUUGAUGACUUGGCGGAUACAUCCAAUACUAUUACUAGAGCUGCGAAGCUCUUGAAGAAAGAAGGUGCUGCUCAAGUCUACGCCUUAGUGACUCAUGGUAUCCUGAGCGGAGAUGCCAUUGAUCGAAUCAACGCUAGUGCCCUGGACAAAGUGGUAGUAACGAACAGCGUCGAUCAGGCAGAGCAUCUGCGCCAGUGCUCUAAGCUAGAGGUUUUGGAAGUUGGCCAUGUCUUUGCCGAGGCUAUUCGUCGUGUUCACCAUGGCGAGAGUAUCAGUGUCCUUUUCCAGUACGACUAACGACUUUAUUCAACUUUUGACGUGUUUUGUUCUUCCUUUCUCGAGGAUUCUAACAUGAAUCCUGACAACGGAAAAAGGGGUGAUGAGAACAAUUUAUAUCCUGAAGUGAUUGCUUUUUGGUGGACUGCCUUCAACAUAAUGACGCCCGCCUUGCUAUAUUGGAUCAUUUUAUGGCUAUAAAAUCUCAUCAACGCAUAUCGCGUUCCUGCGUUGAAUAUGUCGACCGAAUUAUGAAACCAGUAGAUAGGCUCCUAGGCUAGCCGACCGGGCUCUAUCUGAACCUCGUUUCCCUUUUGCCUUUCGUUGCUAUUGUUGCUCUUGUUCAGGCUACUGCAUGGCAUUUUGCUACAUCCCUUACCCUGCAAUUGCAAUCAUCUGGCAAAAUAACAAAACCAUGUAUUCUAGGGAGAGUUUGCCCUGAACAUGUAUCUGCAUAGAUGCAUUUAUAUACUAACUCUCAUACAAGCACUACUAACCUAGAAC